AUGCUAAUAUGCGAGCUGACCACAACUGAAAUUUUUAGCCUAUUCGCUGGUGGAAUAUUCGUAUUUCCUCUUCUAGCACCGGCUUUAAUAGAGCAUCUCAAACUUACUCAGCCUCAAUUAAGCUCGAUAGCUUUAGCCGGGAUGGCCGGUCAAUAUCCGUUCUCAUCCAUCGUUGGAAAGCUUAUUGACCGCUAUGGACCUCGAGUCUGCUCAUUCCUCGCCGCUAUUAUGUUCUCUGCAGCGUUCGGUCUAUCUGCGCUGGAAGUAUCCUUAUCCUCAGCACGCUCCAGCCUUCCGAAUGCUGCCGUUGCAGAACGUUUGACUGUAUACUUCGCGAUGGCUGGAUUAGGAACGGUAUUAUCUUAUUUUUCCUUCGUCUUCUCAGCUACCAAGACUUUUACCAGCUACCUCACUAUCGCUUCUGGCAUCACAAUGUCAAUGUUUGGCCUGUCUCCUCUAUUUCUAUCCUACGUCGGCGGAAGAUUUUUCUCUGAUACCUCUACGGGCUCCCUGGACGUGACUCGGUUCUUGCUAUUCCUUGCCAUAUCUACCGGUAUCGUUCACCUUGCUAGCGCCCUUGUUCUCACCGUUCCUUCAACAACGACAUCUCCGUCAUCGUCUACUUUGGAAACAGACAGUAUCACAAACGAACGAAGCCGCCUUCUAGAUAGAGGUCAGUCUCCACAUUGUACGUCCGACCCCAGGGAUAGUAGUGCACUCGAGUUACUACGGGAUUCUAAUUUCUGGCUCCUUGCGUUAUAUAUGGUGAUGAUUCUCGGAGUGUGUGAAAUGAUCAUGUCCAAUGUUGGGACUAUUGCUCUAUCAUUACCAUCCGGGAUGGCGCGAACGCUGGUCUCGAAGGGUGAACAAGCAGCGUCCUUACAAGUCAAGAUUUUGUCCAUCUCGAAUACUUUAUCACGGCUAUUAGUGGGCCCUUUGGCCGACUUCAUUUCCCCAGUAUUCUCUUACCGGCUUCUGGUAGGAUUCGCCACUACCAGGAAGCAUCGUAUAAGUAGAGUCGUGUUCUUGUCCGGGGCAGCCUCGCUUCUGGCCGCAUCAUGCGCUUGGAUGGUUUUUGGUGUUCGAACCCGUCAUGAUGUAUGGCUUUUGAGCGUUGGAACAGGGAUCACCUACGGAGCAGUCUUCACUGUCCUUCCGGGUGUUACUUGUUCAAUUUGGGGAAUACGCAAUCUAGCGCGGAAUUUCGGAAUCAUAACAUACUCUCCUUUCGUUGGGACCACUUUUUAUUCCUAUGUAUACGCGCUGAUAGUCGCUCGACAUUCGCCAAAAGGUAUGGCGUGCCAAGGAAGAAUUUGUUGGGAAAGCACAUUCUACUUUUGCUUGGGGACUUCCUUCGCUGCUCUAGCGAUUACUGCGAUCCUGUGGCGAAAGUGGUCUGGUAGAACAUAA
Messenger RNA from Lentinula edodes (shiitake mushroom), 1410 nucleotides. RefSeq names its product major facilitator superfamily domain-containing protein. Gene Ontology annotation, biological process: transmembrane transport. NCBI's taxonomy places the organism in Eukaryota, Fungi, Basidiomycota, Agaricomycetes, Agaricales, Omphalotaceae. Gene Ontology annotation, cellular component: membrane. Gene Ontology annotation, molecular function: transmembrane transporter activity. The record is from RefSeq and is a predicted model, not a curated record. Bases 1 to 1410 code for a protein of 469 amino acids. The transcript is spliced from 6 exons.